This is a messenger RNA of Anolis carolinensis (green anole), 3375 nucleotides long. RefSeq names its product leucine rich repeat containing 4 (gene lrrc4). Gene Ontology annotation, biological process: synaptic membrane adhesion; postsynaptic density protein 95 clustering; excitatory synapse assembly. NCBI's taxonomy places the organism in Eukaryota, Metazoa, Chordata, Lepidosauria, Squamata, Anolidae. The record is from RefSeq and is a predicted model, not a curated record. Gene Ontology annotation, cellular component: postsynaptic density membrane; plasma membrane; glutamatergic synapse. Gene Ontology annotation, molecular function: protein binding.
AUGAGGACUCCAAGAUAUCUUCCCCAUGUCCUGCUGUGGAACCAGGCAUCGCCCCCCAUCAAGCCCCACAAGCGCCCACCACAAGCCUGGCUCUGCAGGCAGAGGGAACAGGAUCACAGAAUCCUGCAGCAGGAAGGGAUUAUCAAGGCCACCCCAGCAGAUGGCCAUCCAGCCACAGGGGAAGGAGAGCCCACUGGACUCCUGGAGUGGCGGCGGCGGCGGGGCUCCGUUCCGAGUGAAGGACAAAAGGAUGCGCGAGGCGCCGGGGCCGGUGCAGACUGCGCCAGCCCCGGGAACCACGAGCAGGAGGAGGAGGAGGAGGAGGAGGACCCCCGCCGGCAGAGACACAGGCAGCAGCAGCAGCAGCAGGAGGAGGAGGGCGGCGGAGGGGCUUCUCCCCCUCGGGAAGGGGGUCCCAGGCCGCCGCCGCCGCCGCAGCCGCCCCCGGGCCGCCCCCGCACGAGGCCCCCCCCUGGCCGGCGCGCCCCCCGCCCGCGCCCGCGCCCCCGCCCGCCCCCGGCCCGGGCCCUGGCCCCGCGCGCCGUGGCGCUGUGCCUGGGGCUGGCGCUGGCGUGGGCGCCCGGCGGGGCCUGGGCGGGGGGCGCGGGCCCCCCCUCGGCGCAGAGCUGCCCCCCGGCGUGCUCGUGCAGCCCGCAGCUGAGCAAGGUGGUGUGCACGCGGCGGGGGCUGGGCGAGGUGCCGGCGGGCAUCCCCCCCGGGACGCGCUUCCUGAACCUGAUGGAGAACCAGAUCCGGCGCGUGCAGGCCGACACCUUCCGGCACCUGCGGCACCUGGAGGUCCUGCAGCUGGGCCGCAACGCCAUCCGGCAGAUCGAGGUGGGCGCCUUCAACGGGCUGGCCAGCCUCAACACGCUGGAGCUCUUCGACAACUGGCUGACGGUGGUGCCGAGCGGCGCCUUCGAGUACCUGUCCAAGCUGCGCGAGCUCUGGCUGCGCAACAACCCCAUCGAGAGCAUCUCCUCGUACGCCUUCAACCGCGUGCCCUCGCUCAUGCGCCUGGACCUGGGCGAGCUCAAGCGCCUCAAGUACGUCUCCGAGGGCGCCUUCGAGGGCCUGCACAACCUCAAGUACCUGAACCUGGGCAUGUGCGGCCUGCGCGAGGUGCCCAACCUGGCCCCGCUGGUGGGGCUGGAGGAGCUGGAGCUGUCGGGCAACCACUUCCCGGCCCUGCGCCCGGGCGCCUUCCGCGGCCUGCGCUCCCUGCGCAAGCUCUGGCUGAUGAGCUGCCAGGUGGGCCUGGUGGAGCGCGACGCCUUCGAGGGCCUGGCCGCCCUGGUGGAGCUCAACCUGGCCCACAACAACCUCAGCGCCCUGCCCCACGACCUCUUCGCCCCGCUGCGCUACCUGGUGGAGCUGCACCUGCACCACAACCCCUGGAGCUGCGACUGCGACGUGCUCUGGCUGGCCUGGUGGCUGCGCGAGUCCAUCCCCACCAACUCCACCUGCUGCGGCCGCUGCCACUCCCCCGCCCACCUGCGCGGCCGCUUCCUGCUGGAGGUGGACCAGGCCGCCUUCCGCUGCGCCGCCCCCGUCAUCAUGGACGCCCCGCGCGACCUCAACGUCUCCGAGGGCCGGCCGGCCGAGCUGCGCUGCCGCACCCCCGCCAUGUCCGCCGUGCGCUGGCUCCUGCCCGACGGCUCCGUCCUCAGCCACGCCUCGGCCCACCCGCGCCUGCAGGUGCUCAACGACGGCACCCUCAACUUCUCGCGGGUGCUGCUCACCGACACGGGCCUCUACACCUGCAUGGUGGCCAACGUGGCCGGCCGCUCCAACGCCUCGGCCUACCUCAACGCCAGCGCCGCCGAGCUCCUCAACACCUCCAACUACAGCUUCUUCACCACCGUCACCGUGGAGACCACCGAGAGCGCCCCCGAGACCCUCUUCCCCAAGUUCUCCAAGCCCGUGCCCACCGCCUCCGCCUCCUCCGCCGGCUACCAGCCCGCCUACACCACCACCACCACCGUCCUGGUCCAGGCCACCCGCCCGGGGCCCCGGCAGCAGGAGCCGGGGGGACCGGGGGCGGGCCCCGGGGGCGAGGGCGGCAACAGCAACGGCAACGACAAGAUGCAGACCAGCCUGGACGAGGUGAUGAAAACCACCAAGAUCAUCAUUGGCUGCUUUGUGGCCGUGACGCUGCUGGCGGCGGCCAUGUUGAUCGUCUUCUACAAGCUGCGCAAGCGGCACCAGCAGCGCAGCACCGUGGCCGCCGCCCGGACCGUGGAGAUCAUCCAGGUGGACGAGGACAUGGCCGCCCCGGCCUCGGCGGCCUCCGCGGGGUCGGCGGGGAUGUCGUCCGCCUCGGGCCCCUCCAAGCCGGCGCCGUCGUCGUCGUCGGGCGGAUCAGGUGAGGGGGCAGUUGUACUGCCGGCCGCUAUCCAUGACCACCUUAACUACAACACUUACAAACCCCCCCACGGGGCCCACUGGACAGAAAACUGCCUGGGGAACUCCCUGCACCCCACAGUCACGACUAUUGCCGAGCCGUACAUAAUCCAGACCCACCCCAAGGAGAAAGUGCAGGAGACACAGAUCUGAGCGAGGAGGAGGAGGAGGAGGCCCUUACUUAGCCCAGCAAACUCUAGGCACCUUGCCGCAGGAUGCACAAGACCGCAAGCGGCGGCGGCGGCGGCGGCCUCAACUUUUGUACAGAGAGGCUGGUUGGGGGGCCUCUGGGGGGAGGCGGGGGGGACGGGGCAAUGACUACGACGACACAGGCCUUGGGGGUUUUCUCCUUGUAUAUGCUUAUAUAUUAAGUCCUUGGGCCGAGGUCAGAGGAGCAGAUGAUGAGAUGACGAAAGAGAGACAGACAGGCAGAAAGAGAGGAGGAAUAUGCAGAACACCCUGUUUCCUAACGUGUAAGUUCUAUUUAAAAGGAGGCAGCAAAUAACCUCCGGCCCCAAAAGCAGAACGCCUCUCACCCCCCCCCCCCCCUCAGCACCACAAAUAGAGAGAGAGGCAGAAAUGGCCACAGUGGCUUUGGAAGAAGAGGGAGAGAGAUGGACAGAGAGCGAGCGAGCGGCUCAGAGGGGCAGAGAAACCCCCAAACAGAGGGGAGUAUGGAGGGGGGGGGGGGUCCGUCGUUUUUUAGAAGACGUUACUUAGAAUGCAGCAAAAACAAACCCGUUUCUAUAGAGACACUCUUUUCGUAAAGCCCCGUGAAAAGGCAAAGUCUCCAUAUUUGCAGCUAUUUACAGAAAAGGGGGAAGGAAGGAAGGGAAGAAGGCAGGAAGGAAGGAAAAGAAGAAGGGAGGAAGGAAGGAAGGAAGGAAGGCAGGAAGGAAGGAAGGGAGCGCACCAAGGGUUUGUACUGUGCCAAAAGGUGACCAAUGCAAUAAAAGAGGUCUUUUUUUCUCC